Messenger RNA from Pocillopora verrucosa, 826 nucleotides. NCBI's taxonomy places the organism in Eukaryota, Metazoa, Cnidaria, Anthozoa, Scleractinia, Pocilloporidae. The record is from RefSeq and is a predicted model, not a curated record.
UAUUGACCUUUAAAAAUCACACCGUUGUCAUCAGAGGUUAUUUGAGCAGCUUACACUGACAAGGAAACUUUAUUACGACAGACCGUGAUCGAAAAUCCUUUAGUCCGUAACAAUGUCUCAUCAAAAGACCGAAGUGGUUUCCAAGUCCAACGAAUUAACUUUUCUGAGGACAGUGGAUUUGGAAUGCUGUAUUUGGUGAGUUGAAUAUCAUUGCUGGCUGUCAUAUUUUGCCAUCGUUUUUGUUACCGCUCAUUUCCAGUGCUAUUAUACCGCCACAUUCCUUUUCAGUUAUAGCAUCGUGUCAAGGCCCGUUACCCUUGCCUGUGGGCACUCUGGCUGCAAAAAUUGCAUGGAAACUUGGGCAGAAUCGACAGCCACACCGUUGUGUCCCCAGUGUCGGGCAACGUUCCGAAAAGAAGAGCUGAGGUUAAAUGUGGCAAUGGAUAAGGCGACCCGAGAUUUGCCUGUUAAAUGUAACAGCCAAGGCUGCCAGUGGAAGGGCAACUAUAGCGAUGCCAACGAUCACCUCAGACAUUGCCCAAAAGUACGAGAGAGGUGCCCCAACGAAGGAUGCCAGCACGUGGCGGCACGGGAAGAAAUGACAGCACACGCUUGCCCAAAAGAAAGGAUCGCAUGUUCAGGAUGCCAACUGAGCGUAACCAGGGAAAGACUCCAAUUCCACCGUACAUCUUUAUGCAGAAACUCUGCAGUUCUAUGCCCCUUGAGAUGUGGAGCAUCAUUACCACGAAUGAACAUCAACCUACAUCUACACAAAUGCCCAGAGAAGGCUUCAAUGUGCCAAGUACCUGGCUGCAAAAAAUUGUGA